UAUAAUAUGUACAUGAAAGCGAAAGUAAUGUUGCUUGUCCGGAUAGCUCAAUAAUAGAACGUUCAGUCAGUCGGCACGAAUCACUCGUUCCGAUAGCAGCAGCCUCCGGACCGCACGCCAGUCGGGAUGGGAGAUAUUCUCACAAACGAAGGCGAGGAGAACGGUCUCCCCGAAGAAGCCCCUGAUACACAGAGAAGGACAGACCCAGGGAACGACCUAGCCCGUCUCACAGACCGGAGUCAGUCCCUGGAUCCCUGCAGGGGAAUUAACUCUGACAUCGGUUACAGCGGCCUGCGGAACCAGGGCGCCACCUGCUACCUGAACACGGUACUGCAGAUGCUGUACCUGACCCCAGGGUUCAGUGAGGCUCUGGAGAGGGAGGAGGGUGGGGAGGGUGGAGUCGUGUCCCAGCUGAAGAGGAUCUUCUCUGAAUUGAAGACGGGCGAAGGCAGCACUGUGGGCCUCACACAAACCCUCGGCAUCCGGAACGUUCAUGAACAACAGGAUGCAGCAGAAUACUUUCUGAGGAUUCUGAACAGUCUCAAUCCUCACCUGUCACAGAUGUUCCAGGGCAGUGUGAGGAACAGCACUGUGUGUGUGAGAGGACAGCAUGAGGCCAGUGUGGAGUGCUGCCCCUUCCUCAUCCUGCCCCUCCCCCUCCUGCCCAGCGGGGACUCAGAGCAGCAGUACAGCCUGGAGGACAGCUGGUGUGCCUGUUUCAGAUCUUCAGUGUUAGACGGAGACAAUCAGAUGUACUGUGACAUCUGUGAGGAAAAGACGGAUGCAGAAGCUAUGUCUCAGAUUGAAGAGUAUCCCCAGGUACUCAUGUUGCACCUGAAGAGGUUUGAGUUCGAUUACACCUGGAUGCGCUACACGAAGAACAGCAGUAUUGUGGAGAUUCCCUUGUCGCUGAACGUUGAGAAACACAGGUAUGACCUCUACGCCAUUGCUGACCAUGUCGGGAGCUACACGGGAGGCCAUUACUUUGCUCAUAUCAGGUCGUAUGAGACGCAGAGCUGGUACACGUUUAAUGAUGCCCGCGUGGAGGAGGACCAGCUCACCCCUCAGGAUGUCAUCAGAUCUCGGAAUGCAUACCUGCUCAUGUACAUGAAAAGGGACGGUCCUCACUACUGGCCAGGGCCCUCGCCUGUGCUUCCUGUGACACCUGCAGAGUCACCUGUGCUACCCGUGACACAACAUCAGAGAAACACGCAAUACUUCAGACACUCAGAAUACCUGAUACAGCCAUUUUACACGAGACCCUCACAACACCUGAGAUGGUUGCCUUACCAGAGACCCUCAGAAUACCUGAUACAGCCAUUUUACACGAGACCCUCACAACACCUGAGAUGGUUGCCUUACCAGAGACCCUCAGAAUACCUGAAACAGUCAUUUUACACGAGACCCUCACAACACCUGAGAUGGUUGCCUUACCAGAGACCCUCAGAAUACCUGAAACAGUCAUUUUACACGAGACCCUCACAACACCUGAGAUGGUUGCCUUACCAGAGACCCUCAGAAUACCUGAAACAGUCAUUUUACACGAGACCCUCACAACACCUGAGAUGGUAGCAAUACCAAAGACACUCACAAUACGUAAGUGGUCAUUUAACCUGGACCACUUCACACCUAGGACAGCCUAUUGAUAAAGAAGCUGUUUGGUUUCUUCAGUUAUAAUAUUAAUUUGGAUAGUAUGCAUAUCCUGCUUUCUCCAGAAAGCUGUUUCAGUUUGUGUGGGAUGGCAGGCCAGGCCAGGCUAGGGAUACUGUAUGGUGUACAAUUCAUGUUUUCCUUAAAUAAUUGCAAAUAUUAUAAAAUAAUAUCUCUGGUGCUACCUGUUUUCUUUCCUUUUAAAUGGUACAGUAGAUAAUGCAGAUGAUUGCUAAUCAUCCUAAUUUAA
Molecule: messenger RNA, 1900 nt
Organism: Conger conger (European conger)
Lineage: Eukaryota; Metazoa; Chordata; Actinopteri; Anguilliformes; Congridae
Product: ubiquitin carboxyl-terminal hydrolase 47
Exons: 13
Coding region: 127-1572 (481 amino acids)
Biological process (GO): protein deubiquitination
Cellular component (GO): cytosol; nucleus
Molecular function (GO): cysteine-type deubiquitinase activity; cysteine-type endopeptidase activity
Source: RefSeq, a predicted model, not a curated record